UCUCCUCCGUCUGCUUCUACCUUCAAGAAAUCACGAGGAUUGACCAUGUGUUCAUGUUAUUGUUCGAAUUCUCUAUAACUUUCUAUAAUUUCCAAUAAAUAGGUAUCAAGUUACUUGAAUUAAAAAGUAUAUGAUCAUAUACUUUAUUCUAUACACUAGAUACAAAAUAUGAUAAAAGAUACUCCGUUCGCAAUGGACAGAGAUUCGGAAAUUUCAGACGUGAGUAUGAGUGAAGAUUCGUCAGAUGACGAGGUUAUGGAGCCUGGGGACUCACAUAUUGAUAACGAGGAUGACAGCGAAGAUGAGGAAGAGGAUAACGCGGAAGAUGAAGCUAAAGGUGAAGAAGAUGAGGAAGAGGAUGAAUUGGUAAAAGCUAUAACUGCCUCGAAAGAACUCCAUCGGGAACAUCCUCCAGACAUUACUGUUGAUGACUACAUUCUCAAUGUUUGUUUUCAUCCCGAGCAGGAUUUAAUUGCUCUUGCUAAUGUCAAUGGAGACAUAUUUGUGCACAAAUACAAUAAUACAGAGACGAGUUUGCAGUCAGUUAUUGAAGUUCAUGAAAAAGCAUGUCGCGAUAUUCAAUUCAAUGAUAAUGGCGAUACUUUAUAUUCGGUAUCUAAAGAUAAGUCAAUUAUGAUAACUGAUUUUAAUACACAAAAAUUGAAAGGAAUUUAUGAGAAUGCACAUGAUUGUCCAAUAAACGUCAUAAGUUUAAUCACCGAGAACACAUUUGCAACUGGUGAUGAUGACGGAACCAUCAAGCUAUGGGACUCUAGACACUCUGAAAGAACUCCAAUAUUUUCAGUCAAAAAAAUGAACGAUUACGUAAGUUCAAUGUUAACAAACGAUGAAAAGAAAUAUUUAGUUUGUUCAAGCGGUGAUGGAUCAAUAUUAACAAUAAAUUUACCAGCUAAAAAAGUUCAAUGCCAAUCAUUUGAAUACGACGAAGAGUUUACGUGCAUGGGUCUAUUUAAAAACAGCACAAAAAUAUUAGCAGCAAGUGGUACCGGUAAAUUUUAUAUUUUCAAUUGGGGUGAAUUCGGUUUACACUCUGAUGAAUUUCCUAACGUCAAUAAGAAAUCAAUAAAUUGUAUGGUACCUAUUACUGAUAACAUCGUAAUUACUGGUAACGAGGAUGGAUUGCUGAGAGCAUUCAGCGUUUUUCCACACGCAAGACUGGGUAUCGCUGGCCAGCAUGACUACUCCGUUGAAACAUUAGAUAUUUCUCGUGACGGUUCGCUAAUAGCGUCAUCGUCUCAUGACAACAAAGUUAAAUUUUGGAAUAUCAAGUACUUUGAAACGUACGAUUUAAUGCAGCAGGCUCAAGGCAACAAAAAUAAAAAGAGCAAACAGGCGAAAUUUAAUUUACCCAGCAGUAAAAUUGAUAACUCGUCAGAUUUUUUUGCAGACUUGAAUAAAUAAAUGUAUAAUUAAUUCGGUAAUCGUUUAAUAAUAUUUUUUAUAUACAAAAUAAUAAGGAAAAAAUUUAUGAUAAAUAAAUAUACUGUAAUUAUUA
Messenger RNA from Microplitis demolitor, 1516 nucleotides. RefSeq names its product WD repeat-containing protein 55 homolog. Lineage: Eukaryota; Metazoa; Arthropoda; Insecta; Hymenoptera; Braconidae. The coding region runs from base 169 to 1422 and encodes 417 amino acids. The transcript has 4 exons. The record is from RefSeq and is a predicted model, not a curated record. Gene Ontology annotation, molecular function: protein binding.